Molecule: messenger RNA, 1163 nt
Organism: Drosophila ficusphila
Lineage: Eukaryota; Metazoa; Arthropoda; Insecta; Diptera; Drosophilidae
Product: pupal cuticle protein G1A
Exons: 2
Coding region: 36-1094 (352 amino acids)
Biological process (GO): positive regulation of transcription by RNA polymerase II
Cellular component (GO): RNA polymerase II transcription regulator complex
Molecular function (GO): transcription coactivator activity
Source: RefSeq, a predicted model, not a curated record
GGUACUAGUGUUCUCACAACUUCGGUCCCAGCAACAUGAAAUUCUUCGCUGUCCUUUCGCUUGCCCUUUUGGCUCUGGCUUCGGCCGAUGUCAGCCACUUGGCCAACACCUACCUGCCUCCCCACUCCGGAGCUGCCUCCACCAGCUACGAGUCCUACCAGGCCGCUCCCGUUGAGGCCGCCGCUUCGGAGACCUAUGAGGCUCCUGCCGCCGCCACCACCUACGAGAGCGAGUCCUACUCCGCCCCAGCUGCCUCCUACAACAGCGAGUCCUAUGCCGCCCCAGCUGAGGAGACCGCUUCCUACGCCGCCGAGACUGUCGAAGCCGCUGCCGAGGAGACCUACGAGCAGCCCGCUGCCUCCUACGUGGCUCCCGUGGCCACCAAGACCUACACUGCCCCGGCUGUGUCCUCCUACUCCGCUCCUGCCGUCGUGAAGAGCUACUCCGCUCCCGCUGUGUCCGGCUACAGCCAGACCUACACUGCUCCCGCUGUGGUGAAGACCUACUCCGCUCCAUCUGUGUCCAGCUACACCGCUCCCGCUGUGGUUAAGUCCUACACCGCUCCCGCUGUGGUGAAGAGCUACUCCGCUCCUGCCGUGUCCUCCUACUCCGCUCCUGCUGUGACUAAGACUUACACCGCUCCCGUGGUAGCCAAGACCUACACCGCACCCGCCGUAGUGAAGACCUACACCGCCCCCGUGGUAGCCAAGACCUACACCGCUCCGGCUGUGGUCAAGAGCUACUCCGCUCCAGCUGUGUCCUCCUACACCCAGGCCUACACCGCUCCCGCUGUGGUCAAGUCCUACACCGCUCCCGCUGUGUCCAGCUACUCCGCCCCGGCUGUGUCCUCCUACACCGCCAAGACCUACACCGCUCCCGCUGUCUCCUCCUACACCGCUCCCGCUGUUGUGAAGACCUACUCCGCCCCAGCCGUGUCCACCUACUCCGCACCAGCUGUGUCCAGCUACACCGCUCCCGUGGUGGCCAAGACCUACUCCAGCUACUCGGCCCCCUCGGUGGUGAGCAGCAGCUACUCCGGAUCGUCGGGAUCCUCCGGCACCGUCUACGGCUCCAACGGUGGAUACGUCUACUAAAGACUGCAUCCCAAAACGAAGCUAAUCAUACGACAAAAACCUUUUUUUUUCCUACAAUAAAUCGAAUGU